Helianthus annuus (common sunflower) is the source of this 910-nucleotide messenger RNA. RefSeq names its product biogenesis of lysosome-related organelles complex 1 subunit 2. The record is from RefSeq and is a predicted model, not a curated record. The coding region runs from base 199 to 573 and encodes 124 amino acids. NCBI's taxonomy places the organism in Eukaryota, Viridiplantae, Streptophyta, Magnoliopsida, Asterales, Asteraceae. The transcript has 3 exons.
UUAGUCACACCCUCUGUGUAUUCGUAGAUUACACUUUUCUUAUCGACAGUUUCAUCAAUUAGUUUUUCUAAUGCUAUGUUUGUUGGAGAAACAGGAGCGAGUUAGGUUUUAUCAAAUGUGCAGGAAACAACAACAAAUCGCCACUGAUUAUCAAGCCACGAGUUACGAUUCAAUCUGAAGUUACAGGAGUUUCUGGCAAUGGCUGAAAAGGUUGUGACACAGGAGCAGCAUGAUGAACUUACGGAAGCUCUUAACGAUCUGUUUUCUAACGUUUCGACUAUGAUAAAAGGCGAUCUUCAGGGUACAAAUAACAUCCUCAAAUUGUUGGAAAAUAUGAACCUCAAAGUUGCAGAAGAGUACACAGGCUUUGGUGAUGUUGCCUCUGGUUUAAGGGUAUUUGUGGAACGAUUGAAAGCCAAAAGUGAGAAUUUCGACGAGUAUGUUCGGCAAAUCGAUGCUAUUGAACAGCAAGUGACUGAUCUUGAAGCUGUAGUAUCUAUGCUCGAUAAAUACGUUUCCUUACUAGAAUCAAAAGUUCAGUCUGUUUACAAGAUGCCAACUUCAUCACCGUGAUUUGCACAUAGUUUUGAAGAGCUUGAGGUUCGACAGAUUCUUAUGACUAUGCUGCUGUCUGUAUGCGUGUGCACUGCUCAUGUCGUUUCCCAGCAUUAUUCUUUGCAUGUUUAGCAGUUUUUAUUUUGGGUAUUUGUAGGUGCAUUUAUGAGCUAAGGUGGUGGUGAUUCGAAAUGUGCCAUUUCUUUUAAUUAAUUUUUAGUUUUCUUGAUAUAGGACGAAAUUGAAUUUAUGUUGUGAAUGGAGUGCAAAAUGACAAGUUAUUGCGAGCGCAUAAAUCUCGCAAGUUCUAUAUGUUUAUGAGGUUUUAAGAAAUGGUAAGAUCUACUUUCGAAUU